UCACGAGUGGGCAGAGUGUGUGUGAGGCCGGGCUUCCCCGGUCAGCCCCCUCCCCGGGGCGCUGUUGAUUCAUCAGGCUGCCCAUUGAUCCGCGUGCAUUGACUUGUAUGUCUCGCUCCCCGCGCCGGCGGCUGCUGCUCCUGCCGCUGCCGCCCGAGCGAGCCCCGUGUCUCCCGUCGCGUGGCUGAGCUCCACCAAACAUGUCGGCUCCUGUCGGGCCGCGGGGCGGCCCUGCUCCUCCUCAGCCUCCUCCACCUCAGGCCCCGCAGUCGGAGAUGCCCGACCUCAGCCACCUCACGGAGGAAGAGCGGAAGAUCAUCCUGGCCGUCAUGGAGCGGCAGAAGAAGGAGGAAGAGAAGGAGCAGUCCGUGCUCAAGAAAUUGCAUCAACAAUUUGAAAUGUAUAAGGAGCAGGUGAAGAAGAUGGGUGAAGAAUCACAGCAGCAGCAGGAGCAGAAGAGUGAUGCCCCCACAUGUGGUAUCUGCCACAAAACAAAAUUUGCUGAUGGCUGUGGCCAUAACUGUUCAUAUUGCCAAACUAAAUUCUGUGCUCGUUGCGGAGGAAGAGUGUCUUUACGCUCAAAUAAGGAGGAUAAAGUGGUAAUGUGGGUAUGUAACUUGUGCCGAAAACAACAAGAAAUCCUCACAAAAUCAGGAGCCUGGUUCUACAACAGUGGAUCAAAUACACCACAGCAGCUGGAUCAAGAACGUAUUAGAGGGUUGCGGAACGAGGAAGCACCUCAGGAGAAAAAAGCAAAGCUGCAGGAACAGUCCCAGUACCAAGGACCCUCAGGUGACACAUCCACACCAGCUUUGGACAAAAAUAGACCUCAAGUGCUCACAAGACAAGACUCAAUUAAAAAUGGUUCAGGAGUGAAGCACCAGGUUGCAAGUGACACAACUUCAGACAGGAAAAGAAGCCCAUCAGUAUCAAGAGAUCAGAACAGAAGAUACGACCAAAGGGACGAGAGAGACGAAUAUUCACAGCAUGCUACAUCAGACAGUGCAAUGCCAAGGUCACCAUCAGAUUAUACAGAUAGGCGAUCACAGCGAGGGUCUCAGCUGUAUGAAGAACCUGAACUUGGUGACUACAGAGAUUCUAACAGAAGAAGUCGCAGACAUUCCAAAGAGUAUUCUGUAGAGGAAGAUGAGGUGCAGAACAGAGAGGAAUAUGAGAGGCAGAGGCGAGAAGAGGAGUACCAGGCACGAUACCGAAGUGAUCCUAAUUUGGCUCGUUAUCCUGUCAAACCACAACCAUAUGAGGAACAAAUGCGUAUCCAUGCUGAAGUAUCCCGAGCACGCCAUGAACGAAGACACAGUGAUGUCUCGUUGGCAAACACUGAACUGGAGGAGUCCCGGAUAUCUAUGCUGAGGAUGGAACGACCAUCAAGGCAAAGAUCUAUAUCUGAGCGCAGAGCUGCCAUGGAAAACCAACGUUCAUAUUCUGUGGAAAGAACUCGAGAGGCUCAGGGACCAAGUCCCAAUCGUCAGAGGACAACAAAUCAUAGCCCUCCAACACCUAGGAGGAGUCCAAUUCCUCUCGAUAGGCCAGACAUGAGGCGCACUGAUUCAUUAAGGAAACAGCACCAUUUGGAUCCCAGUUCUGCCGUACGGAAAACUAAACGUGAAAAAAUGGAAACCAUGUUAAGGAAUGAUUCACUCAGCUCAGAUCAAUCUGAGUCAGUCAGGCCUCCACCACCAAAGCCACACAAAACAAAAAAGGGAGGUAAAAUGCGUCAGGUUUCAUUGAGCAGCUCAGAAGAAGAAUUGGCUUCUACUCCCGAAUAUACGAGCUGUGAUGAUGUAGAGAUUGAAAGUGAAAGUGUUAGUGAAAAAGGGGACAGUCAAAGGGGAAAAAGAAAAACUAGUGAGCAGGCAGUUUUGUCGGAUUCUAACACCUUAUCUGAGAGACAAAAGAAAAUGGUGUGCUUUGGCGGCCACUCUUUGGAAGAGGACUUGGAAUGGUCUGAGCCUCAAGUUAAAGACUCUGGGGUAGAUACGUGUAGUAGCACAACUCUAAAUGAGGAGCAUAGCCAUAGCGAGAAGCAUCCUGUGACCUGGCAACCUUCCAAAGAUGGAGACCGUCUAAUUGGACGGAUUUUAUUAAAUAAACGACUAAAAGAUGGAAGCGUGCCUAGAGACUCGGGAGCACUGCUUGGACUGAAGGUUGUAGGAGGAAAGAUGACUGAAACUGGUCGGCUGUGUGCAUUUAUCACCAAAGUAAAAAAAGGAAGUUUAGCUGAUACAGUGGGACAUCUUAGACCAGGUGAUGAAGUGUUGGAAUGGAAUGGAAGGCUAUUGCAAGGAGCCACCUUUGAGGAGGUAUAUAACAUCAUUUUAGAAUCUAAGCCUGAGCCACAAGUGGAGCUUGUCGUUUCAAGGCCGAUUGGGGAUAUUCCCAGAAUACCUGACAGUACACAUGCACAACUGGAGUCCAGUUCUAGUUCAUUUGAAUCUCAAAAAAUGGACCGACCAUCUAUUUCAGUGACUUCUCCCAUGAGUCCUGGCAUGUUGAGGGAUGUUCCACAGUUCUUGUCUGGACAACUUUCAAGCCAAAGCCUUAGUAGAAGAACAACGCCUUUUGUUCCUAGGGUUCAGAUAAAGCUGUGGUAUGACAAGGUUGGUCAUCAGUUGAUAGUCACAAUAUUGGGAGCAAAGGAUCUUCCUUCAAGGGAAGAUGGGAGGCCAAGGAAUCCUUAUGUUAAAAUUUACUUUCUUCCAGACAGAAGUGAUAAAAACAAAAGAAGAACAAAAACAGUAAAGAAAACAUUGGAACCCAAAUGGAACCAAACAUUCAUUUAUUCUCCAGUUCAUCGGAGAGAAUUUCGAGAACGAAUGUUGGAGAUUACACUUUGGGACCAAGCACGAGUUCGUGAGGAAGAAAGUGAAUUUUUAGGAGAGAUUCUUAUUGAGCUAGAGACAGCACUAUUAGACGAUGAACCUCACUGGUACAAACUUCAGACACAUGAUGUUUCCUCAUUGCCACUUCCCCAUCCCUCGCCAUAUUUGCCACGCAGACAGCUACAUGGUGAAAGCCCUACACGGAGGUUACAAAAUAAAGGCUUAUAUUCAUAUAAUUCAGGGUCCAAAAGAAUCAGUGAUAGUGAAGUCUCUGACUAUGACUGUGAUGAUGGAAUUGGUGUAGUUUCAGAUUACCGACAUAAUGGAAGAGAUCUUCAGAGUUCAACGUUAUCAGUGCCAGAACAAGUGAUGUCAUCCAAUCACUGCUCUCGGUCAGGGUCCCCUCACCGUACAGAUAGUAUAGGACGGACUAGAUCUUGGUCUCCCAGUGUCCCUCCUCCACAAAGUAGGAAUGUGGAACAGGGACCUCGAGGGACUCGAUCUACUGCUGCACAUUAUAAUACCAUGAACCGAAUGGAUAGACAUCGUGCAAUAGAUGACCACUACUCCCCAGACAGAGAGAGGAAUUGUGAAGCACCAGAUAGACAGCCAUAUCAAAGAUCCAGAUCAACAGAACAGCGUCCUGUGCUAGAGCGGACCAACUCCCGCUCCCGAUCCACAGAGCGUCCUGACUCAAACCUCAUGAGGUCGAUGCCUUCAUUAAUGACUGGAAGAUCUGCCCCUCCUUCACCUGCCUUAUCGAGGUCACAUCCUCGAACUGGGUCAGUCCAAACAAGCCCAUCAAGUACUCCAGUAGCAGGAAGAAGGGGCAGGCAGUUACCACAGCUCCCACCAAAGGGGACAUUGGAAAGAAACAAUGGAGACAAGGAGAUAGAACCUUAUGAAGAAGAAAAGAAAGCAGAUCCAGAGAAUGGGAAUGCAGGUGGUAUGGAUGUAGAAGAAAGAAAUCGUCAAAUGAAAAUAAGCAAGUACAAACAGGCAGCAGGAUCAGACUCCAGGCUGGAGCAAGAUUAUCAUUCUAAGUAUCGGUCAGGACGGGAUCCUCAGCGAGGCUCAGACAAUAUUUCCAAUAAGUCUUCAGACAGUGAUGUCAGUGAUGUGUCAGCUGUAUCAAGGACAAGCAGCGCUUCUCGUUUCAGCAGCACAAGCUACAUGUCUGUCCAAUCAGAACGACUGAGAGGGAACAAGAAAAUAAGUGUCUUUACAUCCAAAAUGCAAAGCAGACAGAUGGGCACCUCAGGAAAGAACAUGACUAAGAGCACCAGCAUCGGCGGGGACAUGUACACGCUAGAGAAGAAUGAUGGCAGCCAGUCUGACACAGCAGUGGGCACUGUGGGCACCAGUGGCAAAAAACGACGCUCCAGCAUCGGCGCAAAGAUGGUAGCGAUUGUGGGUCUGUCACGAAAAAGCCGCAGCACUUCUCAACUCAGCCAAACUGAAGCCGGUGGUAAGAAGCUGCGGAGCACUGUCCAAAGAAGCACAGAGACUGGGCUGGCUGUGGAAAUGAGAAACUGGAUGACACGUCAGGCCAGCCGGGAAUCUACAGAUGGCAGCAUGAACAGCUACAGUUCUGAGGGAAAUCUGAUUUUCCCAGGUGUGCGGUUGGCCUCUGACAGCCAGUUCAGUGAUUUUCUAGAUGGACUUGGCCCUGCCCAGCUAGUAGGACGCCAAACGCUGGCAACACCAUCUAUGGGUGAUAUCCAGGUUGGAAUGAUGGACAAAAAAGGACAGUUGGAGGUAGAAAUAAUACGAGCCCGUGGCCUUGUUGUAAAACCAGGUUCAAAGACACUGCCAGCACCAUAUGUAAAGGUGUAUCUAUUAGAAAAUGGAGCCUGCAUAGCCAAAAAGAAAACAAAGGUAGCAAGAAAAACGCUUGAACCUCUUUAUCAGCAACUUUUGUCAUUUGAAGACAGUCCCCAAGGAAAAGUUUUACAGAUAAUUGUUUGGGGAGACUAUGGACGUAUGGAUCACAAAUCUUUUAUGGGAGUGGCACAGAUACUUUUAGAUGAACUGGACUUGUCAAAUAUGGUGAUUGGAUGGUUCAAACUUUUCCCCCCUUCCUCCUUAGUAGAUCCAACUUUGGCUCCUCUGACUAGAAGAGCUUCCCAGUCAUCUCUUGAAAGUUCAACAGGACCUUCUUAUGCUCGCUCAUAGCAGCUGUGAAACUGUUGUCAUAGCAACCAGCGUUACAAAAAAAAAUUACAGGUCGCAAACCCUGGUAACACUGCAUGCUUAAUGUUGUGUCUUCUGAGCCUGUUUCUAGGGCUACCAAGCGAUCCUGUGUUCUCAGAGGAAGUUGCACACAUUGUGCACUAAGGAAGGCCCUCAGGUGAAAGAGUGGAGCUGUAAAGAACUAACAGGUUUGGAGUUCAGUGACACUUAAAUUUUGGUCCAAUCUGAAGCCAUGGAUUAAACUAAAAGAAUCAAUGUGUUUCAUGCAACAAAAGUCCUUUUCAAUGGCAUAUCUAUUUUGUUGCUCCCUUUUAACUGCCCCCCCCCAAGCCUGGUUAUGCCACAGAAAUGGAGCUACACCCCUUCCCCAUGAAGCCAUGUUACAAGUGAGUGGAAUAGUAGAUGUCAGAAGAACAACAGAAGAAUGUAAGACCAUCGAAAAAGAAAAGUCAGCUGUCAUAUGGAACAAAGACCAGAGAAAACUCUUCGUACUAGAAUGUUUUAAAAGUUAUAGUGGCAGGCUUCAUAACUCCAGCCAUCGCUACAGUGAAACCCCAGAUAUGAUGGACUCUCUGAAAAAUAAAAUUCUUUGGAUAUACUGUACUGUAUGAAAUUAAAGAAACUUUUUUGCAUGGACACAGAUUUAGCUGAACACUUAAAUUAUUUUCUUGGGGCUGCAACUUGCAAAAAAAGAAUAAAUCAGCCAUUUUCAACAAUUUAUAUUAUUUUUAAAAGUAAAUUUCACUAGUGCAUGGUUUUAAAGGGGAGAGAAUGCAACAGGGUGAUACAACGACACCAUGUUUAUCAUUCUUUAAACCAAUCAUGAUCUGUGUUUUUGCAGACAUAUAUUAAAAAUAAAAGAUGAUAAUUUCUAGCUAAUAUUUAAAAUUCUGUUUAUGUGACAAGAAAUAAGUGUAAUAUAUUAAAUUUAUUUAAAUGUAAAAGGUACAAGCCUUGUAAAGUUCAACAUUAUGUGCAAAUUGUACACUUCUUCCUCCUUUCUCUCUCUUCUGAAUCUUCCUUUGACUCUUUUUCCCCCUCUUAUUUUCCAGGAUGAUCCAUUAUAUCCUAAAACUGCUACCUUUUGACUUAUUACUUUCUUAUGCCCCAUAUUUGGUUCAGGGUUGCAGAUUGUUUUGCAUUUCUGAAUUCUUGGACAAAAAUAUUGUUUAAGAGCUUACUUUUUUCAAGCAUGUUGAAAAGGAUUUUGCAACAUGGCUUGGGAGUUCGUUAAAGUAAUUCAGCAUGUAUUUGAUAAAGAAGAUAUUUGAACUUUUUGCAAUUAAUUGUACAGUGCAUGGUAACUUAUUUUCAUUUUUUUCUCACCUUCAAAUUAAAUUCUGCAGCAAAAUACUGGAAUCAUGUGGCCAUUGUAAGAUGUCUUCAAUAAAUUUGUUUUCAGCACCAGCAUCAUUCAUUCAAGGGUUGAACUAUAAUUUCUUGAAGGUUUUGGAGAGAGAAAAAAAAUGAACCAAAUGUUUGAUUUUUAGGAACUAAAUUUCAGCGGUUUCAUUUGCACUGAGCCAAACAAAUUGCUACAUAUUUGGAGUCAUGAUAACCAACAAAGGUUAUUAAUUCUUCAUAAUUCUUCUGCUGUAAAGUUCAGUUUUUCAUGUUCUAUAUUUGUGAUGGCAACAAUGUAAUUAGUGAACAUCGGUCUGCCAUAAAAAUGUCACUUUGAUUUGUAAUUGCCUUAAAGAAAGUAGAACAGUUAUUUGACACCAUCACCACAAGCCUAAUGCAAAGUCAACAGAUUAUAAAAUACCUGUCUCCAUGUAGUAGGCAUUUACUACCAUUGGGUGGUGCUGCAAGUCUAGAUUGCUCAUUCAUUUCUCAUAUUUAAAGGGAAGGUAACUGGCUAAUAUUUAAUGAUAAACUUUCUCUCUCUUUCUGGGUCUUUAUAUGCCUUUAAUACAUAAUUAUUGUUUAAUGGUGAAAACUUGCAAUAAUUUUAGAAAUACACAUUGCAUUUAACUUUAAAUUAAGGCCAUGCACACAGAAUUAUUCUGAUUUUCUUUGAAAAGCUAUUAAUGGUGCCCAUCAGAAAACUGUCCAUGUUUCAUAAAAGUAACAGUAUCACUUUAUAUGCCUUUUCCUUUAUGUGGUGCAAUAUGAUACACAUCAAGACUAUGUCUUGUCAUUCUGAGAUUAUAUGAUGGAGGAAUGUUAAGUUAAUGAACAGACCGGUAAAACUAUGUUUAUUGAAAUAAUUUAGACACCUGUGUAUCAGCAACAAAUAAAUGCUAAAGACAUACAGUCUACAAUAUCCCCCAGAAUUAAAAAAAAGUACAAAACUGUUUUCCUAAUACUAUCAGAUGCAGUCACACAUUCUUUUAUGCAUAUUCCUCUAUAAAUUAUUUCUAAUUUUGAAAAGGAGGACAUGACCAUAUGGAAGGAUUGUACAUACUUGCAUUAUGCAGUAUUUAUUUUAAAAUUUAAUGUAAUUUUUUUUAAUUUUCACACAUCUGCAACUCUACUUAUGAUUUAGUCAUGUAAAUAGCACUAUUCCAGUGAUCACUGCUGUCUUGUACAUAGUACGUUUUAAAAGUUAAAGGGAAUUAUAGUUGGGAAAAAGGGGCAGAUUAGGCCUGUAAUGAACACCAACUAAUGUAAAUCAAAUUCAUUCUGGUGAUGGUAUUUAACACUUUAAAUAAAACAUUUUCUUUACAGAA
Messenger RNA from Malaclemys terrapin pileata, 7705 nucleotides. It is a transcript of the gene RIMS2, whose product is annotated as regulating synaptic membrane exocytosis 2. NCBI's taxonomy places the organism in Eukaryota, Metazoa, Chordata, Testudines, Emydidae. Gene Ontology annotation, molecular function: transmembrane transporter binding; small GTPase binding. The transcript is spliced from 31 exons. Bases 201 to 5015 code for a protein of 1604 amino acids. The record is from RefSeq and is a predicted model, not a curated record. Gene Ontology annotation, cellular component: cytoskeleton of presynaptic active zone; presynaptic membrane. Gene Ontology annotation, biological process: positive regulation of synaptic transmission; regulation of membrane potential; calcium ion-regulated exocytosis of neurotransmitter.